Messenger RNA from Ornithorhynchus anatinus (platypus), 3222 nucleotides. RefSeq names its product galactosamine (N-acetyl)-6-sulfatase (gene GALNS). Lineage: Eukaryota; Metazoa; Chordata; Mammalia; Monotremata; Ornithorhynchidae. The record is from RefSeq and is a predicted model, not a curated record. The transcript is spliced from 14 exons. Bases 22 to 1578 code for a protein of 518 amino acids. Gene Ontology annotation, molecular function: arylsulfatase activity; N-acetylgalactosamine-6-sulfatase activity.
CGGCGCGAGGCGACGGCGGCCAUGGCUCCGUGGCCGGUCCUGAUGGUGUGGGCCUCGCUGGGGCCGCUGUCCUCGGCCGCGCCCGCCCCCUCGCCCCCCAACGUCCUGCUGCUCCUCAUGGACGACAUGGGGUGGGGCGACCUGGGAGUGUUUGGGGAGCCUUCUAGAGAGACCCCUAAUUUGGAUCAAAUGGCAGCAGAAGGGGUUCUUCUUCCAAACUUCUACACUGCCAACCCUCUCUGCUCUCCAUCCAGGGCAGCUCUGCUGACAGGCCGCCUCCCUUUCCGCAAUGGAUUCUACACCACCAAUGGACAUGCCAGAAAUGCCUUCACGCCCCAGGAAAUUGUGGGGGGAAUCCCAGAUUCUGAGCUACUACUUCCAAAACUGCUGAAAGAAGCGGGAUAUGUCAGUAAGAUUGUUGGCAAGUGGCAUCUGGGUCAAAGACCCCAAUUCCAUCCCUUGAAGCAUGGAUUCGAUGAGUGGUUUGGCUCACCCAACUGUCAUUUUGGACCUUAUAACAACAAGGUCAGGCCCAACAUCCCUGUUUACAGGAACUUGGAGAUGGUUGGCAGAUUCUACGAAGAUUUUCCAAUUGAGCAGAGCACAGGGGAAUCCAAUCUAACUCAGAUCUACCUACAGGAAGCCCUCGAUUUCAUUGAGAGACAACACAGCAGUCAGCAUCCCUUCUUUCUGUAUUGGGCCAUUGAUGCUACCCACGCGCCCGUUUACGCCUCGAAACCUUUCUUGGGCACUAGCCAGAGAGGACGUUAUGGGGAUGCAGUGCGGGAAAUUGAUGACAGCGUUGGAAAAAUCCUGAAAUUCCUUCAGAAACUGGGUAUUAGUGAGAGCACAUUUGUGUUUUUCACAUCGGAUAAUGGAGCUGCUCUCGCUUCAGGAUCAAGGCAGGGAGGCAGUAACGGUCCCUUCCUGUGUGGGAAGCAAACCACCUUUGAAGGUGGCAUGAGGGAACCAGCCAUCGCCUGGUGGCCAGGACACAUAGCUGCCGGACAAGUGAGUCACCAGCUGGGUAACGUGAUGGAUCUCUUCACUACCAGCCUGUCCCUGGCGGGUCUAAAGCCUCCUAGCGACAGGGAGAUUGACGGCAUUGACCUUCUACCUGCCAUCCUGCAGGGCAAGUUGAUUGACAGACCAAUAUUCUACUACCGAGGCAAUGAAAUGAUGGCAGUAAGAGUUGGGCAGUAUAAAGCUCACUACUGGACGUGGAGCAACUCCUGGGAGGAAUUCAGCAAGGGUAUUGAUUUCUGUCCUGGACAGAACAUUUCAGGAGUGACAACCCAUUUCCAGGAAGAACAUACCAAAGUACCUCUGCUCUUCCACCUAGGCAGGGACCCAGGUGAAAAAUAUCCAAUCAGGGUGUCUAGCACCGAGUACCAGGAUGCUCUUCUUAAGAUCUUCCCCAUCGUUGAGCAGCACAAGGAGACCAUGAUCCCCGGAGAGCCACAGCUCAAUGUGUGUGACCAGGCCGUCAUGAACUGGGCGCCUCCAGGCUGUGAGAAAUUAGGGAAGUGCUUGACACCGCCAGAAUCCAAACCGGAGAAGUGCGUCUGGCUCCACUAGCCAGCAUUCCAGCGCACAGAAUCUGUGUCAGAAGGCGAAACAGCGAGUCGACCAAGCGCGUGCCCUUUCGGCGUGUGACUUUCCACAAGGAGAACAGGAAACACGAAAAGGCCAGUUGUUACGGUGUUGUUUCAGUGGGUUAUAGCAAUAAUCGUAUUAACUGGAGCCUCCCUGGUGAGAGAUUACAGUGUUUUGUGUUGUUCUGCAGGGUAUUAUUACCCAGGGUGACAAUCUUCUGAAAUAUUCGUGAGACAGGCAAGAUUUCAACCGAGCAGAAUCACCAUCCAGAGGAAUCAGUCGACCUUGGUACUUCCUGAGUUCUUACCGUGUGCAGAGCACUGUACUCCAUGGUUGGGAGAGUACUAAACAUUUGGAAGGCAGGAGCUCUGCCCCACCCACGGGCGGGGGCCAUGUCUAAUUCUCCCCUAUGUGUUCUUUCCCUGUGCUCAAUACAGAGCUCUGCAUUCAGGACGGGCUUAAUAGAUACCUUUACUAUUACUCCUAGUGCCCACAAGGAGCUUGCACCAAAUAGCUUCCUCUGCCAGAUGAUGAAAAACCCACCAGCCUUCCCCUAAGUGCCAUUCUUGAUGCCUAACCUCUGAAAUCAGGAGGCAGUAGAGGAAAGGGGUCAUUUUGCCUAUCCUGAAAGGCCAGUACAGGGGCAAAUACCGCCCUGCUGCAUCACCUGUAUGCCCAGUAGAUAUAAUACCAAGGGUGUUUUUUUCUUUUUUGUCAUUUACAUUGAAUUCAUAUUGUGUUUUUCCUUUUAAGAGCCCAAAGCCCCCUGAUGAAUGUUACCCCCACUACCUACUUAACAUCAUCUCCCCCGUUUAGGCUGUGAGCCCGUCAUUGGGCAGGGAUUGUCUCUAUCUAUUGCCAAAUUGUACAUUCCAAGCACUUAGUACAGUGCUCUGCACAUAGCGCUCAAUAAAUAAUAUUGAAUGAAUGAAUCAUCAUCAUUAGUGGUAUUUAUUGAGUGCUUACUCUAUGCAGAGUGCUGUAUUAAGCCCUAAAAAGAGGAAGAUAGCUAUCCUAAUUAUUUGAUGCCGUUUCUUGUGAGCUCAGAACUUGCACUGGGGUGUCUUGAGGGACUGUUUACUUGUUUCUAGACUGUAAGCCCAGUGUGGGCAGGAACUGUCGCUCUCUAUUGCUGAAUUGUACUUUCCAAGCACUUAGUACAGUGCUUUGCACACAGUAAGCGCUCAGUCAAUACAAUUGAAUGCAUUGUGUCUAUCAGGCUGCUUCCCCAUCUAUCCCACUCCUAUCUCCAAGCCGGUACUAAGACGGCAGCCACUCUUGGCCGUCACUGCUCUGUGACCUUAAGUGCCUUAACCUCUGUUCCUCAGUUUCCUCAUUCUCCCUCCCCCUUUGACUGGAAGCCCCUCAUGGGCCUCCCGGGGCCAGGGAUUGUGUCCAAGCUGAUAAUUUUGAACUUACCCCAAUGCUUAGUGUGUGCUUACCCCAAUGCUUACCCCAAUGUGUUUGGUACAGAAUAAGAGCUUAACUAUUAUGGGGGAGCAGGUGCAAGUUGGUACAAGGGGCCAUUCCAAUUGACCAAAAAUAAGCCUUGUACUUGCCCAAGUGCUUACAACAGUGUGCUGCACACAGUAGAUGUUCUUCUAUAAAUAUCACUGAUUGAUUGGC